CAACAUGGGAAAGUGAACAGGACGAUCAGUAGAGAUUUAUUACAUUUUAUUUUUGUGUUUAAAAAACGAUUCAAAGAAAGAAAUCAAAUCCAAUAGAAAUACUAAAAAUCAAUUAGACUACAUUUUAAAAAUACAACCGUUUGCUAAUUUAAAUCGGCGAAGUAUGUAGUGCCCAAAGUACUGAUCGCGAGCACCUGGCGACGGUUCGACAGAUUUUAACACACACAAAAAAAAAUUAGUGUACACAAAUAAAACAAUUUAUAAUGUUUAUACAAGAGCUUAGACAGGAUUUCUACAAUCGACUGGUGGGCAAACGCUUGCUUAUAAUCGUCAAUUAUGAUAUUGAUGCGAUAUGUGCGAGCAAGAUUUUACAGUCUCUCUUCAAGUAUGACCACAUGCUGUAUUCGGUGGUCCCAAUAAUGGGUUUGGCUGGUCUGCAACGUGCAUACAACGAGCACCAAGGCGAUGUCAAGUUUGUAUUGCUCGUUAAUUGUGGCGGUUGUGUAGAUAUUGUUGAAUUGCUGCAGCCCGAAGAGGAUGUAACGUUUUUUAUUUGCGAUGCUCAUCGGCCGUUAGAUGUGUGCAACAUUUACAGUGACCGGCAGGUUUGUAUAUUAGGCGAUCCAGCACUGGAAGAAAAUAUACCCGCGUUCGAGUCGAUAUUCUGCGAGUCGGAUGACUCGGAUAGUGAACACGAGCCAGAUGACAAUGGUGGUAACGAUAGCGGUACAGGCGGCUCCGGUGAAGAAGAUAGCGAAAGAGUAGAUCGACCACCCGCUCAAAAGUUAAGUCGCCUCGAGCGGCAUGAAAAACGCGUUUUAAAGCAACGUCAACGCCGCACCUGGGAGAAUGAACGUGAUCGCAUUAUGUUUGAAUACACACAAUACAGUUUUUAUGGACGCUCUACUGCGCUAACCAUAUUCGAAUUGGCCUGGAAAUUGUCAAAGGAUAAUAUGGAUUUGUUAUGGUGGGCCAUAGUUGGUCUUACCGAGCAGCUAAUAUUGGGUAAAGUCGAGAGUAGCGUUUACACGUUGGAAAUUGAAAACGUGCAGUCGCAUGUAUCGCGUCUAACUAAUAAAACCAACGAUCAGAGCAAUAUGAGUGCGUCGAAAAUCAAUUUUGAAAAUGAUCUGCAUUUAGUGCUAUAUCGCCAUUGGAGUGUGGUGGAGUCGAUGCGCUACUCGAUGUAUUGUGCAUGUAAAUUAAGAUUGUGGACAUUGCGUGGCGAGAAACGUUUACAUGAGCUACUUGUUGAAAUGGGUUUGCCGUUAGUGCAAGCGAGACAGUUGUUCAACUCAAUGGAUUUGGUGCUGCGUCAGGAGUUCUACAAAAUGUUGGAGAAAUUGGCGGAAAAGUAUGACAUUCCGGACAUAGUUUAUGGUUCGUUUACAUUGAAUUAUGGCUACCGCAAUCGAUAUGCCGCCGCCGAUUACGUUUACGGCAUGCUAGCUAUUUUAGAGUCAGUGAAAAAAGACAAAACACCAGAGGAUUGCUUCUUGGAAGCGUUGGAUAGUCUGUCGCGCAAUCAUCGCAACAUUAUGUUGGAAGGAAUUGAAAAUGCCAAACUGUUGCUUUCAUCCAUUUUCAAACAAGUACAAAGCAGCUUGGAAGCACAUCAAGUGCUCUCAACAGGCACAUUCUUAUAUUAUAUUUUAAACGAAGAAAAUGCUUAUUUCUCUUAUCCGUAUGGCUUAAUUUUGUUGGCCAAGUUUAUGCUAAACGGGCACGUGGCCGUGUCGCGUAGUCGUCAGGCGCCGGAUUUGCCGCUAAUCGCCAGCUGCCCGGUGGAUGUGGAGCGUGGACUCUGCUUACUAGUAGGCAUUCCACCUAUACGUGAGGCUUCACCAAAAAAUUUCUUUGGCAAAGCGUUCGAGCAGGCGGCUAGUAAAUGUAAUGCGGUGAUUUUACAGGAUUUUUUCGAAACUUCGCUGAUACAAAUUAGACAAAGUGAUAUGGCGAAAUUUUUAGAUGCGCUCACUGUACUUUUGGCUUAAUAAGCAUUGAUUUAGCAUAGGUAAUAGGAAAUGACGUAAAUUAGAAGUUAUAGAGAUGUUUUAUUUGUAAGAGAUGUAAGCGUUAUUUAACCCUUAUGACCUGAUAAGAUUGUUAGUUUUAGAUGUAUUUUAAUAUUUGUAAGCAAUACCGCAACGAAAACUUUUUAUGAUUGAUUUUGCAGUUACUGUUGAGAAAUUCGAGAGACAAACAGAACAAAAAUUGCGUAUUGAACCAAACGAAAUGUAAUGAGUAUUUAUUUUAAUGCAAAUUUAUAUGAUUUACAUAUCGCAUUUACAAAACGUCCGUUAAGAUGAUAGCAAAAUAAAAAAAUACUAAAAAGCUUAAGAUAUAAUACAGACAAA
Anastrepha obliqua is the source of this 2357-nucleotide messenger RNA. RefSeq names its product cell division control protein 45 homolog (gene Cdc45). Gene Ontology annotation, cellular component: DNA replication preinitiation complex. Gene Ontology annotation, biological process: DNA replication initiation; double-strand break repair via break-induced replication; mitotic DNA replication preinitiation complex assembly. Lineage: Eukaryota; Metazoa; Arthropoda; Insecta; Diptera; Tephritidae. The transcript is spliced from 3 exons. The coding region runs from base 264 to 1994 and encodes 576 amino acids. Gene Ontology annotation, molecular function: single-stranded DNA binding; DNA replication origin binding; chromatin binding. The record is from RefSeq and is a predicted model, not a curated record.